CUCAGUGAGUUACUGUCUGUGAACCCUGCAGGAAGCAUUCCCUGCUCGGUUCAAGAGCUGUCACAUGAUCCGGCAACCCUGGUACCUCUCUAUUCUCUACAAAAUAGCAAAGCCCUUCCUGAAACAGAAGUUCAAAGACAGAAUCCAUAUGCAUGGCUCUGACAUGGACUCAUUCCGCACUCACUUCCUCCACUCUCAGUUGCCAGCAGACUUUGGAGGUCCAUUUCCUCCACUCUCCUCUCUCUCUCUCUUACAGCUCCUGGCACCUCCGGAGACCUAGCCCUCUUUUUUUUUCUUUUUUUAUUGUUUGAGAAAUCAGUUUUAUGGAGACGUGUCAUAUAGGUAUAUACGUGUGCAUGCCGCGCCGACGGGGCGGGAUACGUCUGUCGCACAUGCGCGCCCGCCAUUCCGCGCCGCGUGGCAAAAGGGGAGGGGAGAGAUAGGAAGGGCCUAGGGGAGACCAGGCAUUGCUAGAGAGGGUGGUCAGCUCCAAUGGCCGACGGAGAUCUGGAGGGAGAGUUUACGAAAAGAGCCCCGUCUACUUGGAGCAAACUCAACGCUAGGUACCAGAAGUUACUGGAUGACCUGGUGCCGCACUCCACGUUCCGCUGGCUGGCCACAGUGCUCAUUGUGGUGUGCUAUGCUCUGAGAGUUGUUUGGCUCGGAGGAUGGUACAUUGUGUCAUACGCUCUGGCCAUUUACCUUCUCAACUUGUUCAUUGCUUUCCUGACUCCGAGAUUCGACCCAGCUCAGAGGGAAGAAGAUGACAUUGCGGAUGGUCCUGGGCUCCCAACUAGUUCAAACCAAGAGUUCAAGCCAUUUGUGAGAAGACUACCUGAGUUCAAGUUCUGGUACUCGGGGACUCGUGCAGUGGUGAUAGCUUUUGUAUUGACUUUCUUCUCCAUCUUCAACAUUCCUGUAUUCUGGCCUAUCCUUGUACUCUACUUUAUCAUUCUCUUCAGCAUCACUAUGAAGAGGCAGAUAAUGCACAUGGUUCGCUACAGGUACCUGCCGUUCUCCUAUGGCAAGAGACAAUACAAGGGAAAGGAAACUGCUGCAUCCUAGUAUUGAUAUUUCUUGCCUUAGUAUAUACCGUACCUAAGAAUUUCUUCACAAUUCGUAAGUGUCAUGCGCAUGCGCACGCAACGCGCAGAUAGUAUUAAUAAUGGCUGCCACCGGUGGGUCAACGAAGGAGGCCAAACCUACAUUAGGAGGAACCAAGUUUAAGACGAGAAAGAGGGACGAGAAAGUGAAGCUAGAUGUGACGUCGUUCUCCGAGCAGCUGAUUGCUGGACUGCGUGAGAGCGGCGGGAACCUGGACGAAGUGAGACGGUUCCUGGACAACGCGGGAGGGCAGUUGGACUAUAGGAGGUACGGGGAACCGCUACUGGACAUUCUGGUUGCCGGAGGGGUGCUGGCGCCUGGAGGAGGGAAGGUGGAGGGAACCGCCAUAUCUCCCGUGUCGGUGUUCCAAUGCGAGCCAAAGGUGGAGGCCAUUCGUGGCCACCUUGUGGUGAUGACUAGAGUCCUGCAGCGGUACAAGUACCUCAAGAAAGGGCUGGAGGAUGAGAUGAAGAAAAUACUAAAGUUUCUAAAGGGCUUCCAGGACUCGGAGCGUCGUUCACUGGCCAUAUAUACUGGUCUCCUUCUGUCGGAAGUGCUGGUCCCAGCAUCGAUCCUCACCAGCCUUCUUAGUGAAGUACUGGUGAAAGAGGGAAUGAGUCUCCAGUUUGUAACGUUGGUCUUCCAGACGUGGCUGUCUGAGAAGAACAUAGGCCACGUAGGCAGUGCUCUGAGGAAGGCCCAGCUAGAAGCCAGACUGACUGACUUUUUGCCAGCUAGUCAGCAGUCAGCUCUUCUGUUUGACGAGCAUUUCUCAGGUGCAGGGCUGGAAGUCCUGGUCAAGUACAGGAGGGCCCAGGAGAGUGCAGAGAAGAGGAGAGCUCUAAAGAAGGAGCUGGAGGAGCUGCUGGACGCGGACUCUUCGUCUGAGGAGAUCAUUGACCGUUGUCAGCAGCACAUGGAUACGGCCCAACUGACUGACGUGGAUGUCACUGUGUUGGUAAGUGGUUUGCAGGUCAACUGUGUCAUUGGCCAACAGUGUGUGUAUGUGUGCGUGCAUGCUGUGUGUGUGUGUGUGUGCAGCUGUGGAGAUGUAUUAUGGACAGUGUGGAGUGGAACAAGAAGGAUGAGCUCGCAGCAGAGCAAGCACUUAAACAUCUUAUGGACUACACACCUGUGUUCCUGCCUUUCUGUGUUAGAGGAACACCGCAACUGACUCUGCUUAUCAAGAUGCAGGAGUUUUGCUAUGACAACAUGAACUUUCUCAAGGUGUUCCACAAAAUUGUUCUUCUCUUUUAUAAAAAUGACGUGCUAACAGAGCAGGCCAUCCGCAAGUGGUUUGACGAGGCACAUGUGGCCAAAGGAAAGUCCGUGUUUCUUGGUCAAAUGAAGCCGAUGCUUGAGUGGCUGGACACUGCAGAAGAGGAAGACGACAAUGAACAUUAGUGUUAAUAUUCUUGUUAAUCAGGUUAUAACGCCCUUUAUCUGUGCUCUUGAUGUGUGCUCUAACCAAGAAGUGGGUCUAGAAUUGGCAUGUUUGGACAACAGGGAAUCAUGUUGCUACAUAGUUUCCUAGAGUAUUCGUUCACUUAAAAAUGUUUCUGUUGUGGUGACUAACUAGAGAAAGACAUUGAAUUUGACUAACUCCAAAGUCUUGACUUAGUGACUCUGCCUCUAGUGACUCAG
Geodia barretti is the source of this 2748-nucleotide messenger RNA. NCBI's taxonomy places the organism in Eukaryota, Metazoa, Porifera, Demospongiae, Tetractinellida, Geodiidae. The record is from the annotation of a GenBank genome assembly.